AACAUCGGAUACCACUUCUGGUUCAGGCGCCGUUCGAUUAACAUCUAGCAACACCAGAGCAAAUAUACAAUGGCAGACCUCAGUGCCAGGGAAGUCGAAAAGGUAGAAUUUGCCUUCUCCAUCUACGAUGCCGAUGGCACGAAUGUCGUCGAUGCCGUCGAUCUCGGCAACGUUCUCCGAGCCCUCAACUUAAACCCCACAAACGCCACCAUUGAGAAGCUUGGAGGAACGAAAAAAAGGGGCGAGAAGAUCAUGAAGCUCGACGAAUUCUUGCCGAUCUACAGUCAGUGCAAAAAGGACAAGGAACAAGGAUGCUACGAAGAUUUUGUCGAAUGUUUGAAACUAUACGACAAACAGGAAAAUGGAACCAUGCUUGCUGCUGAACUUUCGCACACACUGCUUGCACUUGGCGAGAAACUGACCGACCAGGAAGUAGAACAAGUUCUGAAAGAUUGCUUGGACCCAGAGGACGAUGACGGUUUCAUCCCCUAUACCCCGUUCUUGAAGAAGAUGAUGGUGCUAUUAUAAGCAAAAUAGCCGGAUGUCGGUGUCACAAAGAUCGUCCUUCCGUUCCUUCGUAGACUGUGCGACAAAGAGGAGGCCGAAUGAAGUGACAGCACGGCAACCAUAAUGUCGGUAUUCAUCCAUCGACAAGCUCCACGUCAACGAGAGACAUUUUCAUUCGUCAUACCCAUCGCUCAUCCCCUGUUAAAAAUCUUCUGUGGCCACCAAACGCCGCGUUUCUCACAUUUUUACGCAAUGUAAACGACGAAAUACGAUUUCUGAAUCGGACCUGCUGUCGUUUGAAAAAGCAACAACGGGUAAAAGAGAUAAUGCAAACGAGAUAAAACCUUCUCACACGGGAAGAACUUCUGUGAAAGAGAUAACGAGGAAAGAUUGAUCAAAAGACGCACAAAUACUUAGCUACUCGGUUCGGUUGAACUUACCGUUGUGACAUGAGAUAUAUGUAUUUAUGAUAAGAACGUUGUAUAAUAUCUUAAUAUAUGUAUAUUAACGUUGUACAAAACUGAAUGAAAAGAUCGGUGUUAUUUUAUUCUUGAAUUUUAAUAAACUGUACCCAUCGCGUAACCAGCAGUGCCAAAGGUCUCACGUUGUUCACAGCCUUCCAGGAGAAUUUGAUAUAUAAUCGCCGAUUUGUACAUCUACGUCGUAUAUUGUUCUGACUUUUCAAAUGUUCUGACGAUAUUAUAAUUGUAAUGUAAAUAAAGUCAUAAAAACAUGUUUUGUACAAA
Eufriesea mexicana is the source of this 1253-nucleotide messenger RNA. RefSeq names its product Myosin light chain alkali (gene Mlc1). The coding region runs from base 70 to 528 and encodes 152 amino acids. The record is from RefSeq and is a predicted model, not a curated record. Gene Ontology annotation, cellular component: muscle myosin complex. The transcript has 6 exons. Gene Ontology annotation, molecular function: calcium ion binding. NCBI's taxonomy places the organism in Eukaryota, Metazoa, Arthropoda, Insecta, Hymenoptera, Apidae.